This is a messenger RNA of Somion occarium, 1712 nucleotides long. The record is from the annotation of a GenBank genome assembly. Lineage: Eukaryota; Fungi; Basidiomycota; Agaricomycetes; Polyporales; Cerrenaceae.
UGGCUUUCCCUCGAUCCCCAUCCUCAACGUCCCCCAGCCCCGCUUCGCCUCCAUCCUACCAUGUCCUCUCCUCUUCAACGCCGCCUAUUUGCUUUCGCCGCCUUCGCAUGCCUAUUCUCUUCCGUCUACUCCGCUAUCAUUGCCCAAACAAUUCACGACGAUCAUGAUCAUGCCGCCUUGAACAAGCGUCUUCCUUCAACUUGGUACCAAGCCGAUGACCAUCCUGCUCACAAGCUCUUCAAGCGCGCAGGCACUGACGGUCAGGUUUAUGCGCAAGUCGGCUCUCCAACAUGGGCGGCUGGUUAUCCACAGUCCACGCCUGAUCCCAGUAAGCUGCCUCAAGCUUGGGUUGACGCGCUCAACGCCGCCACUGCCGCCGGAAAGAUACCAGGCUUUGCUCCCUCUACGUCCACGGGAGGCAACCCCACGUAUCCCCAAGGCAUGGAUCCCAAUGGUGACCAGAUCUGCUCUACGACGUACAAGUGUCGCAAGAACCCUGAGAAUAUCUACGACGCGCCUGACGGUUUGCUCGGUGUUAGCUUUGACGACGGUCCCCUUCCUACGUCAGAUAAGCUUUACGACUUCCUCAAGGGGAACAACCAGCCCGCGACGCACUUCUUCAUCGGCCUCAACAUCCUGUAUAAUUACAAGCAGUUCGACAGGGCAUUUAAUGAAUUGCAGGACGACAUUGCGGUUCAUACUUGGACGCACCCGUAUAUGACUACCUUGGACAAUAUGGCGGUCCUUGGGCAGUUAGGGUGGACAAUGGAGAUCAUUCACAACUCCACGGGCGGUCGGCUUCCCAAGUAUUGGCGUCCCCCUUACGGUGACUCCGAUAACCGCGUCAAUGCGAUUGCACGAGAGGUAUUCGGUUUGACCACAGUUAUUUGGAAUCAAGAUACCGAAGAUUGGAGUUUGACAACCGGCGGGACGACCCCCCAGAAGAUCAAUGCAUCCAUGACGAAGUGGCUGACUGGACCCAAGCAACCGGGUCUGGUCAUCUUGGAGCACGAGCUCUCUGAUCAGUCCGUGCAAGCGUUCAUUGACGCGUACCCUGUUAUGAAGAGCAAUGGAUGGAAUGUUGUCAGCGUCGCUCGAAUGGAUGGACAAGCCCCAUACCAGAACUCUCCUGAUUCGACGGGCGACGUCGUACCACAGGAAGUCGCCCUCUUGGCGAACAACGGUACCAGCUCGAGCAGUUCUUCAAGCACGACACCGUCUGGAACCAGCUCUACAUCGUCAUCCGGAUUGCCGUCCGGCGCCAUCGCGCCCACGGGUGGUGCAAGUCUACAACAUAACAGUGCCGCAACUACCCUCCCUCACCUUGCGAAUUGGCAAGUGCAAGCGCUGCUUGUUACUUGUCUCGUCACGAUGCUCUCUACGGUCGUCAUGAUCUCACGAUCAUAACUUGAAAACACCAAGGACAUUGCAUUACUUAUUCGCUUGUUCCUCUACUUCCCCCUACGACCGAACCCCCAUGUGGCCUUUAUAGCAUAUUUACGCACUGUGGCAUGGACUCUCUUCUUCGUUCCCAUCUUCCUCCUCCUUUCACGGACCUUGCACGCUUCUUGACGACAUUUUGAUGCUUAUAACACUUUCUUUUCUCCUUACAUUUUUCUAUUCCUACCUUCUUUAUACAGUAGCGGCUCAGAGUUUGGGGCCUUUCUUACGAUAAACACUUGCAGACUCGUUAAUAUACCUAUCAUUUGCUG